CAAGACUUCUCAUAUCUCUGCAUUUUUGCGAAACAGUUAUCUAGAAAAUGCAAUUCUUACAAAACCCGCACUGAUUAAUUUGCAAAAAAAAGAAAGAAAAAAAUGGUAGACUCUUUUGCAAAUGUGUUUCUCGAAACCCUUAGCGAUUUGAUGGUUGAAGAAAUCGAGCAUUUGGUUGGUGCGAGGGAUGAAGUGGAGCAAGCAAAGAGAGAUCUGAAAACAAUUCAUGGGUUGUUGAUGAAAGCCGACGAAGAGAGAAAUUCUCCAACACUAAAGGAUCACGUCGCCCAGCUCAAAGAUCUAGCUUUCAAAGCCGAGAAUGUUCUAGAAACAUAUGCCGUGAGAGUCGCAUUCAACAACGAGGAGAAGUUGGAGAGGUACAUUUGCAUAUUGCGCGAGUGCUACAGCGCCCACGAGGUCAGGAACGAUAGUCGGGACAUAAUAUCCCGACUAUCUUUCCUCACCAGAAGCUUAGAGUCAGAGUUGGGAGAAGAGAUCUCAUCGAGACAAAUGCUUGCUCAUCGCGAGGUGGAGCGUGAUCAUUUCGUGGGGAUGCAGAGAGACAUCGAGAUGUUGGCCUCGAUGGUGAAGGACGAAACACGUGUCGUGAAGAUAUACGGGAUGGGCGGCCUCGGGAAGACUACUCUUGCCAGAAAGAUUUACGAGCACCGAGACCUCCGAGGUUAUGCUCGAGCGUGGGUGUGCAUAACUCGACGGUUUCGAGCUAAGGCCGUGUUUGGCGAGAUAUUGAGGCAACUUGAGGGCUGGGAAUUUAUCGAUAAUAGCAAGAGCGGUGAUGAGUUGGUGAGAGGAAUUUAUAGAUUUUUGAAGGAGAGGAAAGGUCUGAUUGUGAUAGAUGAUAUCUGGGAAAAUUAUCAUUGGGAUAUCAUCAAGAAGGCUUUGCCGAUGGAUUCAUGUAGUGUGUUGCUCACCACUCGUGAUUCUGAGAGUGUAUCUGAUCAAGAAUCUGAUAUUCAUCCUUACAAGUUGGGAUUUUUGAGAGAAGAUGAAGGGUGGGAAUUACUUCGGAAAAUAGCACUUCCCCAAGAUUUUGGUGCAGGUGAAACAUUGGAAGGUAUUGGAAGAGAAAUUGUAGUAAAAUGUGGCUGCUUACCACUAGCAAUUUCUGUCAUCGGAGGGAUCUUGCGCCAUAAAGAAGGAAACCUUCUAGCAGAAUGGAAGAAGGUAAAUAUGAGUUUGAGGCAUGGAGAAGGUGUUGAAGAAUACAAAAGAGUAAAACAGGUGCUGGAGUUGAGCUAUGAUGCCUUACCAUAUUACUUGAAGCCAUGCUUCCUCUAUUUAGCAUGUUUCCCUAAGGAUGAGGAGAUAAAAACAGAGAGAUUGUAUAGACUGUGGAUGGCGAAAGGCUUCAUUUCUAUCCAAGAUAAAGGGCCUAGUGAGACCCUUAGAGACGUGGCCGAGAGAUACCUAACCCAACUUGCUACGAGGUUUAUGGUUCAAGUCCAGAAAGGCAAGACUCAUUCUCCACUUCACAAAUUUGAAUCGUGCCGACUUCACGAUUCAAUGCAUCAUCUCUGCUCAUCAAAAGCUCAAGAAGAAGAACUAGAGCGCAUUGAUAUACACUCAUCAAUCUGCAAUUCCAUGAGCAGAUUGGCCAUUAGCGUUAGAUCCUUGUGCAAAGGUGGAGUUUCUUUCGAAAGAAUUGGCAUCGAAGAUAGCGUUGAGAGGUCGUCGUGUUCGAGGAUACUUGACUUUGAGGGCGAGAAGUUACCAAGAAAGGUGCGUAAACUAAUCCAUCUAAGACACUUGAGUUUGAGCAGCGUGAGAGAGCUGCCAAAGUUUGUAUGCAGCAUGCCAUACCUGCAGACUUUAGAUCUGCGAGCAUCGUGUAUGAAAUUGCCUAAUGUGAUUUGGAAGAUGAAGAGACUAAAGCAUCUGUUUCUCCCAAGCAUGAUGGAAGUGAUUGGAGGAGAGAAACUAAGACUAGAUGGGCUGGAUGAGCUCGAGGCAUUACAAGAUAUCUACAGCAGCAGUGGCAGCAUUGAGGAUAUCCCUAAAUUGAUCAGCCUACAGGAACUCUCUGCCACAGUUUUCGACGCGGAUAGCCUCUCAGCUGUAGCGCAGCACAUGAUGAGCAGCAACGGCAGAAGAAGCAGAUCAUCAUCGCGUCUUGUGGUCGCCCUAUGCGAUUUCAGUUGGGAUUUUUUCAAGAAUGUGUUGAUGUGUCCUUCGUUGGUGAGCUUGAGGGUCUCGGACUGCAACAGCAACGGUGUUUUCCCAUGCUACGAGGAAGGGAUGGGCGAGAAUCUAGUGGACUUGAACAUCCAGUAUUGCAGUGUUGGGGGAGAAGACGUGAUGGUGAUGGAGGAGUUGGGGAAGUAUCCGAUGUUGCAAUCUCUGUGGUUGCAAGGAAUGGAAGUUGGGGGAAAGACAGAAACAUUGAUUUUCAGUUCAAACUCGUUCGCGCAGCUCGAGUGCCUUGAUCUCCACAAGCUGCACGGUUUAAGGAAAUGGGAAGUGGAAGAAGGAGCAAUGCCAAGACUUGCUAAGUUGGUGAUCCGAAGUUGCUGGAAUCUGGAGAAGGUUCCGAAUGGUUUGAGAUUCAUUGUCACGCUUCGACGACUGAAUAUUUUCAAGAUGCCAAAAGAAUUCAAUGACAGAAUAAGGAUAGGAGGAGAGGAUUAUGGCACUGUCUCUCACAUACCAUUCUUGUAUAUCUAUGGUUUGUGAGGAUUUUUUUAGUAAGCUCUCAAAAAAUAAAUGUUAGAGAAAAGCAGGCUUCUGGCGAAUUAAUUUGUUACAUUAU
This is a messenger RNA of Salvia miltiorrhiza (redroot sage), 2767 nucleotides long. Its product is annotated as probable disease resistance protein At1g58602. The transcript has 2 exons. Lineage: Eukaryota; Viridiplantae; Streptophyta; Magnoliopsida; Lamiales; Lamiaceae. The record is from RefSeq and is a predicted model, not a curated record. Gene Ontology annotation, molecular function: ADP binding. Bases 103 to 2691 code for a protein of 862 amino acids. Gene Ontology annotation, biological process: defense response to other organism.